Poecilia reticulata (guppy) is the source of this 2682-nucleotide messenger RNA. The record is from RefSeq and is a predicted model, not a curated record. Lineage: Eukaryota; Metazoa; Chordata; Actinopteri; Cyprinodontiformes; Poeciliidae.
CCAGAUUUAGACCCCAGUCUCUCCCAGGCACUCGGACCCAGCUGUCCGGAGGACAGGAGGUCCUCACCAAACUCUUUGCUCCAUUCUUCCUGUUCCUUCUCCUGGCUGUCUUCACCUUCUCUUUACCUUUUUGUCUUCAUUACUUCAUGGUCUGACACAGUCGCCAGGCAUCUCUGGCGUCUCUGUGCAGCCUGCUGUGCGAUCUGAUGCUCCUUCACCGAUCGCAUUGUCUCCACAGAGGCAGAGCUCCCCGUCUUCCUGGCCAUGGAUUCCUUUGCAGAGGUCCCCUUGUUUGAGAUGGAUGAGUAUGAGGAAGAAGAAGUUCUCUCGGUGAGGAGCAGAGGUGUCUGUACAUAUGCCACAUACCCCAUGGCGCCCCCUGCAGGAGCAGAUCCUGACACCUACAUUUACAUGAAUUUCAUGAAGAGUCACAGUUGCUAUGAUGCCAUGCCCAGGAGCUCCAAACUGGUCAUCUUUGAUACAACGCUGCAGGUGAAGAAGGCUUUCUUUGCUCUGGUGGCGAACGGAGUGCGGGCGGCGCCGCUGUGGGACAGCAAGCUGCAGUGUUUUGUAGGUAUGCUAACCAUUACGGACUUUAUUAACAUCCUUCAUCGCUACUACAAGUCUCCCUUGGUUCAGAUCUACGAACUGGAAGAACACAAAAUAGAGACAUGGAGAGAAAUAUAUCUGGAGUAUUCAGUCAACAGACUCAUCAGCAUCAAACCUGCAUCCAGUUUGUUUGAUGCCAUCUACUCCCUGCUAAAGAAUAAGAUCCACCGGCUCCCAGUUAUUGACCCAGCUUCUGGAAAUGUCCUCCACAUCCUGACACACAAGCGGAUCCUCAAAUUCCUUCACAUCUUUGGCUCCAUGAUUCCUAAACCCAGGUUUCUUCAAAAGCAGAUCAACGAGGUGCCGAUUGGCACCUUUAGGGAGAUUGCAACAAUCCAGGAAUCUGCCUCUGUCUAUGAAGCUCUGGCUAUUUUUGUGGAAAGAAGAGUGUCAGCCCUGCCUGUGGUUAAUGAACAAGGUAAAGUUGUGGCACUGUACUCCAGAUUCGAUGUCAUUAACCUUGCUGCCCAAAAAAAUUACAACAAUUUAAACAUGACAAUGAAAGAGGCCCUCACGUCACGAUCCUGCUGGGUUGAAGGAGUCCUUAAAUGUUAUCCACACGAAACACUGGAGACCAUCAUCGACCGCAUAGCUAAAGCUGAGGUUCAUCGACUAGUUUUGGUUGACAGAGAAGAUGUGGUGAGAGGGAUUGUCUCUCUGUCUGAUAUUCUGCAAGCCCUGAUUCUCACUCCUGCAGAAAMUUUUGCUACAUUUGUACAAAAUGUCUCUCCAGUCUCACAUGAACAGUUGACACCCUUACCUUCAAAGUUCAUCUCUCCUUUUUCGAGCCAGUGUCAUCACUUCCUUCUCCUAAAGUUCCAGCCAGCAUUUCCCAGGUUUGCAUACCUUCCUCUUGUUCUAAGCAAAGAGGUUUUAAUCCAUUGUUCUGCCUCACCUCCACAUCCCAUCUGGCAAGUCUAGGGGCACUUCUUUAUAUCACGACAUCAGUGAUGAACGUAGUAACAAAGUGUCCCCAAUGAUGUACGAAGUUUUAAAAUUAUUAAUAGGAGAAACUCCAGCAAUGGUCAUGUAGACAUAGUGCAGCUGGAUUUUCCCAGGCAUGUAGCCUGUGAUCUGGCGGUGAAUGCAUUGACAGAGUUUAGAUUGUGAAGAAAUAACCCUGCCGUCUUAAAUUAGUAGUUGACACUUUGGCAGGUGUUAAAACAACAACGAAUUUACCAAAUCAUUAAAAGCAACACAUUGCAUAUCUAAUGUUAACAGAAAAAUCAAGCAACAUUGCAAUAUCUAUAUAUAUAUGGCUGUUGUAUGUAUUGGCUGUUUCAAAAUUAGUGUAUUUUUCAAAACUGCAAUGGAAACACUUUUUUCAUCACAAGUCGUGUUCAGAACUGGAUGUUGCUACCAGUGGAAAACACGAAGAAGACGACAGGAAGUGGUAGGAGAAUAAUGGCGUGACGUGUUUUUUAAUGACUUAUUGCAUUUACAAACUUAGUCACGUGUGAUUCUAAUUUGAUAUUUUAUUUAAUGAAAACACCGCAAUAGUGAAAUUGUGUCUAGGGAAAAACAGUUGAGAUCUUUUCACAACUGAUUCUGCAUUUUGUGUCAUAUGUUGUUUGUAAAAGUUUCUUGGUGUUUGGACCUGCUUUUAUCUUUAUUUUUAAGCUUACAAAGUAUUGCAAGUAAAAAGGCUGGCGCUUCCUUUUGCACAGUUGUAUGAAUUCAAUGUCCAAUACUGAAUAAGACCCUGCUGGUGUGUCAGACAAUGUACAUUUCAUUUGUGCAAUAGCUUUAAUUUAUUUUUCAAACUUUGAGGAGAACAAGCUCUUGACACUGCUCAAUUACUAACACUAGACGUUUGUAGAUUUACAGUGGCUAUUGAGCACUCUUCAAUAUUUUUCGAUUGUUCAUUAUUUAUUCAGAUAGUGCCAGGAUAAUGCUAUGUGUCAACAUGAUUUUCACUGGGACUCCGUAGAGUGAAAGAGAGACUGUAGAAAUCAGAGUGAGGCCAAACGUUCAGCGCUGUUGCUAACAGAGCUUCAGGUGGGAUCCAAGUUCUACUCUGAUGACAUCAACCAGCUGCACUCAGAGUACAAAGCACUUAAAGACAGUUUGCUG